AUGACUGCGGAGGAACGUGAUAUGGCUGAGGACGUUGCUGACAUGACUGACGAUGUCCCUGAGCUGGCUGCGGAGGCACCUGAGAUGCGUGCGGACGUACAGGGUGCUGAUGGUGGUGAGGGGUCAGAUGCUGAUGAUGCUGCUGAGGGAUUCCCUUGUGGGCUACGUGACCCGUCAGUGCUCACAUCAUUUGUUGAGCAUGUUGCACAUGCUAUCUAUGAGCACUUCCCUAGUGUGCACCAGUGCGUGACAGACGAUACAUACCAGGAGACGUCCCCACGUGCUUCUCGGUGGUUGACGUCGAAGGCGCACAUGAAGGAAAUCACAGAAACACCUUACAGGGCACGUUGUGAUGGUUUGACCGUCACAGAUGUGUCCUGGUUGCCGUACACGGAGCAUCGGGGGGUUAGGGCCUUUCAGGAGAUUUCAUCUUUCCAGGGUCAGCUAAGAUGGGGUCCUAUGGUGGUCACAGCUCGACCGGAGAGGGUGGUACGCCAGUUUGGUUACAUCCAGAGCAUCCCUCCGCCGCCUGUUAGUGCACGAUUGUCACACGAUCAGAUAGAUGACAGGUGGAUGCAGUUUGCGGAGUACUUACUACCUGCGGGUCAGUUUUGUCUAGUGCCUGGGCAGGUAUCUAUGAAUUACAUGGAGUGGUUUUUCCACAUAUCUCACCCAUUCAUGAUACCGACCCAGGCAGGUGACCAGCCGAGAGAUGCACCAGCUGCAGACCCUGAGGACUACAUACAGCCGCCCAGCCCCCAGGUUCCAGUAGCAUUUGACCCCCCUCCACAUGUGGAUGAUUACGACAGAUAUGAGGCGAUUGCACUGAGGUUGAAGCGUGUGCUCAACCUUAGGAUAGUCACUGCAGGCACAGAGUUAUAUGAUAUUAUGCAGGACUGCCUGAUGAUCGCGAGAGGGGAACCCAGUGCUGAUGGGACUGUCAGGGCUCGUCAGAGACGCCGCACGGACCAUUGAUCAUUGUAUUUAUUUUUUGUGUUGUA
This is a messenger RNA of Glycine soja, 1001 nucleotides long. RefSeq lists its product as uncharacterized. Lineage: Eukaryota; Viridiplantae; Streptophyta; Magnoliopsida; Fabales; Fabaceae. The transcript is spliced from 3 exons. The record is from RefSeq and is a predicted model, not a curated record. The coding region runs from base 1 to 975 and encodes 324 amino acids.